Molecule: messenger RNA, 2892 nt
Organism: Cyprinodon variegatus (sheepshead minnow)
Lineage: Eukaryota; Metazoa; Chordata; Actinopteri; Cyprinodontiformes; Cyprinodontidae
Gene: cers3b
Product: ceramide synthase 2-like
Exons: 12
Coding region: 374-1504 (376 amino acids)
Biological process (GO): ceramide biosynthetic process
Cellular component (GO): membrane
Molecular function (GO): sphingosine N-acyltransferase activity; DNA binding
Source: RefSeq, a predicted model, not a curated record
CACAGAGCUUUUAAUCUAUUCAACAUGCUUAUUUGAGAUGCUUGAAACACAUUUGGGUAUAUGUGCAGGUUAGAAAGAUCCCCAACUUUCAAUCAAAUAUCAAUCUCACUUUUUACCCCUACGUGAAGCGGACUUCUGAAAGUCCAGAAUGUAUCCAAGGGUGUCUAUGAUAUAGCAGAACUGUUAUCUGAGAUGAUUAGGUGUACUAUAUGGGUGGUAUGAGUAAUAGGCUGACCUCAGUUAGGUAGAUCUCCAGACAACACCCAGCAUUACCUGCAUUGGGCACACCGUAAAGACCGGCUAACACACUGUAUCUGCUUCAGCUUCUAUCCCUGCUGUUGAAACUUGUCAAGACAACACUGCCUGCAGCAUCAUGUUGCAGACAAUCCAAGAGUGGCUGUGGUGGGAACGUCUAUGGCUCCCAGUUGGAGUCUCCUGGGCAGAUCUUGUGGACAAAGAUGAUCGAAUUUAUGCCAAAGCCUCUCAGCUUUAUGCCGCGGUGCCCUGUGCUCUCUGCCUUCUCGUGGUCAGAUAUCUAUUUGAAAGGUAUUUGGCCACGCCACUCGCUAAUGUUCUUGAGAUCAGAGACAAGGUGCGACUCAAAGCUGAGCAAAACCCAAUCCUAGAAAAGCACUUUUGCAGCAAAGCCCGGAAUCCAUCACAGGCUGAAAUUUUGUCCCUCUGUAAGAAGACUGGUUGGCCAGAGAGGAGAGUAGAAGUGUGGUUCAGGAGGAGGAGGAACCAGGAUCGAGCUGGGCUUCGGAAGAGGUUCUGUGAGGCGAGUUGGAGAUGUGGAUUUUAUCUUUGUGCAUUUCUUGGUGGACUCUUGGCCCUUUAUGAUAAGCCCUGGUUUUAUGACCUAAGGACGGUUUGGGCAGGGUUUCCUAAACAGUCCAUGCUCCCGUCGCAGUACUGGUAUUACAUCUUGGAAAUGGGCUUCUACCUUUCUCUGCUCCUCAGCCUGACAAUUGAUGUGAAAAGGAAAGACUUUAAAGAGCAGGUGAUUCACCAUUUAGCCACACUGACACUUCUGAGUUUUUCCUGGAUUUCUAACUACAUUCGUAUCGGAACCCUGGUGAUGGCAGUUCAUGAUUCUUCUGAUAUACUGCUUGAGGGGGGAAAGUUGUUUAACUACGCCAAAUGGGAAAAGACUGCUGAUGUCAUGUUUGUGUUGUUUACUAUUGUCUUCAUGGUGACAAGACUUAUUAUUUUUCCUUUCUGGCUCAUCCACUGUACGUGGGUGUACCCACUGGAGUUGUUUGAUGCCUUCUUUGGCUACUAUUUCUUCAACAUCAUGUUGCUGGUUCUGCAGAUUCUUCACAUCUACUGGGCUUUUCUAAUAUCUAGAAUGGCUUACAAGUUUGUUUUCAAUAAGCAACUAGACGGCGAUGUCCGAAGCGAUGAAGAGGAGGAUGACAGUGACUCACCCAAGGAUAUAAAACACAAACUGAGUCACAUGAAUGGUGCCAUGAACGGUGCCAGAGGUCGAGCUAACGGUCACUGAGUCAGACAGAGAAGAAGAAUAGUAUCAACAACGGAUAAAUGGACGUUUUAUUGCUCCAACCUUUGAUCUAGCAGAGGAAUAUUAAUUUUGAUGGAACUGUGAAGGAACCUACAUAGUGUGAUUUUAUUUUAGCCUAAUUGAAAUAUAUAAAAAAUAUAGGAGCUCUUUAAUAUGCUUUCUUUUAUUUUUAUAUGAGGAUAAAAACUGGCAUAAUUAAAAAAAAAAAGAAGGUCAUUUUGAUUCUUAAAAUCACAAGUUUAUACUGUAAACUUUAUACUGCAUCGGUUGAUCAGGCUAUAUGUAUUUAUUACAUGUUAUGAUUUUGUUUUUGUUUUUAGGACACUGUAAAUCAGUAUUUAUAGUUUCAAUGUUAACAAUGUGGGAGGCUGGCAAUGAAAUAAUGGACGCCCACUGUAGUGCUAGCACGCCCUCUAGUGACAGCUGAUAUGAACCGGCCGGAGCCGUGAUCUGUGGAACCGUCGCUAUAGAAACCGUUACACAAACCGUGUAGCGUUUGAAGUCUGACAGUUUACUGGAUAUUUUCUUUGUUUUGAUUGUUCAACUUUUUUGUUGUUGUUGUUAAAAUGUCUUAUAAGAGAAUGAAUCGGCCUCGGGCGAAAACAGGAAACUGGAAUGAAGACAUGAUCAUAGAGGAGGUUUGUUGAAAAUAAAUAGAGGGCGUGUUAUCUGAGCUAGCCAUCACGUUAACAUAUAUAUUAAUUUUAAGGAUGCAGAGGCACGUACAUCAUCUAGAACAGGGGUCACCAGCGCGGUGCCUAGGGGCCAAGGGGCCCUCAAGGACAUCUGCUUUCGGCCUCUUCUGAAAACUGAACAACUAGUGGGCUGUUUAAAUUUUGCAAUUUUAAUUCUGCUGGUCUUUGUUAAUAAUUUAUAUAGUUCAUCAAUAUAUUCAACUUAAAGUGUAUUUAAACAUUUAUAGAGAUUUCAAAAUUUCAAUAUCUAAGCAAAAAUUAGAGAUGAAAAGGAACAACAAAAAUAGUCCUGUAGUUAUAAUGCAUGAAGUUAAGAUGAAGUUUGAUUCCUCCAUUUCAUAGGUCAGUAUUAGUUGUACUUCAGUACCAAUGAAGUAGCUUCUAAGCCUUAAAAAGGUUGGUGACCCUUGGUCUAGAAUUGAAGGUGAACUACGAAUGUUUUAUUUUGUACGGGUGAAAAAAAAAGCUUUUUAAUAGUUUGGUAUCAAUGUUUUAGCCACAUUUCUUAGAGCCUACAGUAAGGUGGGCACAUUAGAUUAAUCUAAUCAACAGCAAUAAAAAAAGAAUCAGCGGAAUGAUAACUAAAAUUAGAAAGCUAUGCACAAUCGAACUUUAUCCGAAAUGUUAUUUUUUACUUAGUCCUAUUUGAAAUGACAUUUUUUUUUUUAAUGUUGU